AUGUCUAAAAAGUCAGACUGUACCACGGACAGCCAUUGUAAAUGCGGAGGGGGAGAGACUGCACAAUGUAUCAUAGACUACAAACAUCACCCUAGUCAUUAUUGUCAGUGUCAGGCAUCAAGUACCACCACUACUACUAAGAGAACUACUACUACAACUACUACUACUACCACAACCACUUUACCAUUGGUGAAACUGGAAUGCAGUGGCCACAAGAUCAAAGUAAUCGAGUCUAUCGCUGAAAAUCUACAUGUUGAGGACAGCAGAGCAGCGCUGUGUCUCGGAAGCAACAAACACCAGUCGUCCGAGGCCUUUGUCAUUCACACAUGUAACUCCACAGAUAGAAGUAAAUGGGCUAAAGGUUCCCCUGUAAACGUUGAUUGCAAAAACCACCAGAUAGCUCCAUACACACCUAUUUCAACAUUUCUGACUAGUGGAGACAACGUCGCUGGCUUUCUCAUUGAAUGCAAUGAAUAUGGCUUUAAGAUGGCUUCCCAGACUUGCUCAGAUACACCGAAGGUAACAAUCGUGACGACUUCAUCUACUCCAUCACCAUCCGAUUUUUACACUAUUUUAUUACCAAUACAAGCAUGA
This is a messenger RNA of Ostrea edulis (European flat oyster), 594 nucleotides long. RefSeq lists its product as uncharacterized. The coding region runs from base 1 to 594 and encodes 197 amino acids. The record is from RefSeq and is a predicted model, not a curated record. NCBI's taxonomy places the organism in Eukaryota, Metazoa, Mollusca, Bivalvia, Ostreida, Ostreidae. The transcript is spliced from 5 exons.